AUGUCUUUAUCUGAACAUGCUCACAAAGCUUUGAAUCUUGUUGGUGACAAGAUUCAAUGGAUCAUCAAGAAAUACGAGAAGCUCCCAAUGGGAGACUCGGGUGCAAGGACUUUGGCACAUGAGAUUGCUGUUACUUUGUCAAGUGCCUUUGCCCAGCACAGGCAUGCCACAAUCUCAGUGCUACCCAUGCUCUUGUCCUGCGCUGCAGAACUCUGGGAUAAGAGCGCACCAAAUGGAAAACUCAAGGGUUUGCCGGACUGGUCUACAAUAUUGGAUGACAACACUUGCAUCUGCAGCCACCUGCUUUUUGGUAAGACAAUCAGAUACAGGCGUCCAGACCCUCCAGUGUCACCUCCUCUGGUCACUGCACCUCUUCCUACCCCUCCUACACCUGCCAUUGCACCAGCAGCCCUGGCCAGCAACUCGACUCAUGCAGCAGUGGCAUCAACCCUUUUUCCCAUUCCUGCUCCUCCACCUCCGGAACCGACUGCCAAAUGGUUCAACUUGGUUGUUCCGGGAAAUAAACACAAGGCACUGACAUCUGAGCUGGAAGAUGAUGUUGAAGAGCCUAUGCCAAGACUGGCCAAAUGGCCAAUGUCCAAAUCCUGGCAUGAGAGGGUAAAGUUGAAAAGGAUCAUCAGCGAUGAUGAGGAUGAUGAAGUGCUUCCAAUGGAAGUAAUAUUUAUGAAGAACAAAAAUCAAACAGUGAACAACGCCAGCCCUAUGGUUGUGCCACCAGUAGCCGCAAAGCCUGGAGUUGGAACUUCGAAGAUGACCAUAUCUUCGGAGCACCUCUUCAGUGACAAAUGUGAAGUCUGGAAGUGCUGCCGCACUUGUGACGAGAAGAAGACAAAGUGCAUCCAGCUGGAUUCUGAUGUGGCCGAACUUCUGCACGGGCAUAUCACAUUGAAGAAAGUGAAGGCUGCCACUGCCUCUGAAAAAGACAUCAAGACUUGCUGUGGACUGGAAAGCAAAUGGUUCAUUGGCCCACCUGGUGAGCAUGCAAUACAUGCAACCUUGCGUGCACGUCAAGCAUCCCCUGUUCCACGCAUGGCCUCAAACACCGAGGAUUCUGCCAAUGAAGAUGCAGAGGGUGACAAUGACCCACAAUCUGAUGUGCUGAAGGCAACUGCAGCACCCAUAGAUGUUGUGCCAGAGGUUGUUGCACCAGCAGCCCCCAUCAACAAUGAUGUCAACAUGUCUUUGGCUCCUGGCAAUGAUGCACUAAUGGGCAUCACAGUACCCGAUGCUCUGCAGGUUCCACACCCCACCCUAUUUGAUGCUAUCUGGACAAUUGAGGCCCUCGGGACCAGGUUUGAAGGCAUGGUCACAUGCUCAAAUGAUCGCACAGAGGCCUUGCAUGAGGAUAUGGUGGGUUGGAUGAGCACCUUGGAUGAGGAGUGGAACAGGCGGUUUGCCACCAUGGAAGCCAAAAUCUGGGAUGUCAAAUUGAAGAAUUCAGGCAACAUGGCAUCCAUUGGACACAUGGCCAAUGCCAUGAGCAUGUUUCAUCAGACCAGAAUGCCAAGCUCUUUCGACCCUCCCACUGGCCCAUUGAUGCAAGGUUACCUGUUCGGCCAAAUCCCCAGCUCUUGGUUCCCAAACGCUCCAGAGCUUGCAGUGUAG
Suillus discolor is the source of this 1626-nucleotide messenger RNA. RefSeq lists its product as uncharacterized. Bases 1 to 1626 code for a protein of 541 amino acids. The transcript is spliced from 8 exons. The record is from RefSeq and is a predicted model, not a curated record. NCBI's taxonomy places the organism in Eukaryota, Fungi, Basidiomycota, Agaricomycetes, Boletales, Suillaceae.